Messenger RNA from Betta splendens (Siamese fighting fish), 1872 nucleotides. It is a transcript of the gene ccni2, whose product is annotated as cyclin I family, member 2. Lineage: Eukaryota; Metazoa; Chordata; Actinopteri; Anabantiformes; Osphronemidae. The coding region runs from base 819 to 1346 and encodes 175 amino acids. Gene Ontology annotation, cellular component: cytoplasm; cyclin-dependent protein kinase holoenzyme complex; nucleus. Gene Ontology annotation, biological process: mitotic cell cycle phase transition; regulation of cyclin-dependent protein serine/threonine kinase activity. Gene Ontology annotation, molecular function: cyclin-dependent protein serine/threonine kinase regulator activity. The record is from RefSeq and is a predicted model, not a curated record. The transcript is spliced from 5 exons.
AGUUGCUGUGUCUCCUUGGAGUCACACGUGGCCUUUUUGUACCGUUAGAGGCUUCUUUGCGUUUUUUUCCCUCACCAGAUUUUAUUUUAUUUUUUAGAGACGAACAACAUAACGUUUAUCGGUCGCUUUGGUCCAGUGAAAUGUGAAUCAGGUAGAACUUUAAAGAGAAUCGUCUAUGGAAUAAAACUAUAAAUCACAGUGUGGAGCACCAGCUGAUUUGGCGUCAUGAGCUGCUUCGUGCGUUUGGAGCGAUCAGUGAUUAAUCAACAAAGACGAAAGGAGUCGUCAUGAAUAAACUACAUCAAACAGCUCGUCGCAUUUCAACACGCGGAGCAGACGCGGCCACAGUGGAAAAUCUUCCAUUUCCAGCGAGAGCUCGACCAUUUUGUGUGAAGUGUCCCGUAUGUCUGACCGACUAACACACAUUUGAGCCUCGUCGACGGAGCGCGUCAGAGGGCGGAGUCUGAGCGUUCAAAACACAGCCUGCGCUCAAACCCUCGGACUGUUUGCUUCCUGCCGCUUCUUUGUUUGCGCCACUUGUUUUAGACGCGUCGAGCUUUUUAUUCCAACACCUGUUUCGAUCGUCCCCUUUUUAUUACUAUAAUGCGGCUGCGUUCAGCGUAUUUAACCCCAGCCUCGCGUCGUCGCCACAUUGUUUUCUCCCGCAGCAUCCGACUGGCGUUUGGCUGUUCGCUGCGUCCGGUGACUAUGGACUAAAGCCACCGCCGUAUAAAUGCACCGAGCGUCGAGCAGAUACUCGUUUGAAUUCCAAGAGGUGCGUGUGCCCCGCGUGCAGCCUGGCCUGUGCUGCGGUGGCGAUGAAGAACCCCGGCGCCGCGCAGAGCCAGCGGCUGCUCGGCCUGCUGGAGGCCGCUCUGCUGCGGGAGGCGCGUCUCUGCAGGGCGCCGGUCUUCAAGAACGGCCGCAUCCAGGGCGCCGACAUCUCUUCGUCCCAACACCGAGAAAUGAUCCUGUGGCUCGGAGAGAUGAGCAAGUUGUUCCAGUUCCUCCCAGAGACCUUCGCGCUGGGAGUGUGCGUCCUCAACCGCCUGCUCUCCACUGUCAAGGCUCAGCGUAAAUACCUGAAAUGCAUCGCGUUCACCUCGCUGGUGCUGGCUGCCAAAAUCAACGAGGAGGACGAGGUCAUCGGUUCCGUCAAGGACCUGGUUGCGCAGAGCGGGUGCAGCUUCUCCACAGCGGAGAUCCUGCGCAUGGAGCGCAUCAUUCUGGACAAGCUGCACUGGGACCUGUACGCCGCCACGCCCGUCGACUUCCUCCACAUCGUGAGUCGGAUCAGAACCGAUGAAAUCUGUGCAAAUUCUGCUCAAAACGCGCGUCACAUCUGAUUGAAGGAGGUUCAGCUCCACCGGAGCUCCUCAGCACAAAGAACUGGUCCCAGUAGAGAUUGUGCGUUUGUUUAAUUUCAGUCCUUGUGCCCAGAAUCACUCUGAACUCCAUUCAGUCCUGGUUAAAGCCGGUGUUCGACCAAUAAAUCCUCCUCAGCUGUGACAAAACAAUCUGCUCCUUUCUAAAUAACCCAAGAGCUCUGAGCCCGGGUCCCGUCAUGCAGCGGCUGAGGCCGUGGACCAGUUCCACCGUUCGAUUCUGCGCUCGUUUACGUAGCGAAUUUAAAUAGCUGGAAGGAAGCGGCCGCGUCGCGUGCAACAAACGACCGUCUCACAACACAAAUACCUGCACGCAGACGUGAUUCUGACCCAGACGCAGGUUAAUGUCCCCGCGUUUAAUAGAAAAUCUAAGACUUUCAAAAUAAAGAGACGUAAUGUAUUGAUAAAACUAUAAUAAAAUAAAGGCUUUUCUCUUUUUAUAUUAUUCAGAUAAACAAUCUUUCAAAUAAAUACUCAUUUCAUUUGC